CUUGGGCCGGACACCAGAUUUGGAAAGGCUUGGGAAACAUCCGGGUCGCGCUCGCAGACAGUGCGCGCCCCAUCAGCACUGCUCGUCGCCAGCUGAGCCUCAUGCUCAUCUCGAUACCUGCGAGACCUGCCAAACACAGCGACUCCUCUCUGAUCUCGCUGGGAUGCUCCUUCCCUCAGCUGAGUCGCAGCGACGCGCCCGCGCUCGCGUCUCCACCCAGUGCCACGACCCACGACCGCAACAGUCCGGGUGCAGUGGUCGCUCUCCCUGGGCCUGCGCAGGACACGCGGUGCGCUAGCAGCGUCGUCGCCUCGACGCAGGUGGCAUGCGCGUGAGCCGAAGAGAGGACGCCGCCGCGAAUCAGCAGGCAGAGAGCUACUUUGGGCUGGUUGAUCGAGCGCGAAGCGGCCGACCCGUGGAAGUGUCCCCCGAUCCGUCGUACCUUAUAGCAUCUAUCCACAGCCAGACGCCUACUCCUCACGCCUACCCCCCACCGCCAUGCUCGUCCGCCCUACCCCGUCCGUCAGGCCCGGCCCUACCUCCUCCCAGUCCUCUGAAUCCCGUCGCAGCGAUAGCCCUCCCCGCGAACCCUACCUCCCGCCCUCCGCACCAGCAGAAUCCAGGAGACAUCCCCCACGCGAGGAGCGUUUUCUCAUCCAGUAUGGCUCAAAACUUCACAGCUACAGCCGCGACAAGGCCCCUUAUCCAGCAAGCUAUAACCGCGAGGACCUCGAGCUUGUCCUCCUCGACCACGAGCUCAUCCGUACCGCCAAGCGUGGCUCGGGUACAUUCAUAGACUUCCCAGGAGAAACCCCGAAACGAUGUCUGGACCUUGGAUGCGGGAUGGGUGCAUGGACAAUCGCCGCAGCAAGGGAUUGGCCAGACUGCACGUUCGUGGGCUAUGACUUGAUGAACGUCCAAAUCCCGCUAUGGGCACUGGAGGACGACAUAGCCGAGCGCAUCGAAUGGGCACAUGGUAACCUUCUAAGACAACGUCUCCCAUUCGAGGACGAGGAGUUUGACUUCGUGCACAUCCAUGGGCUCGCGUUCGCAGUCCCAGAAAACAAGUGGAUGUUCCUUUACGAGGACAUUCGGCGCGUCUUGAAGACUGGUGGGACCAUCGAGCAGGUUGAGGAAGAUGCUAUCUUCCCCGUGCUGCCCCGGUGGUUCACGGAGCCGCUGCAUGCGCACAUCCGAGGCCCCGGAGCGCACUUCCCGGGCCCCGGCGGCUCUCCGAACUUCCCUCCACCAUCGCCGACGGUCGAGCGCUACGGGCGUGAUGAAGAGUCCCAGGAAGAGCCGCACGAGCACGCGUUUCUAGAGAGCCUCUUUCAUGAUGUGUUCGAAAACCGCUUUAUUAACCCGACACCGAGCUCGUGUCUGCCAGUAUACUUCUCCGCGAUUUUCGGACAAGUCGUUUCCCCGCCCGUCCUUCAGUUUCCGAUGCCUCCGCUUGCACCUCUAGCGCCUCUCCCCGUCGAGCUGGAAGGCCUGCAAUUGCAUCUCUCGGCCUCCUCUACUGCGUCAGAACCUGCCCGUGAGCCAGAGCCGUCACGCGGAAGUUCCGAUUCCCUUCCGUCCGCAAACAGCGCGACCGACGCGUCGCAGUCUCUCCCUCAUUCAAGCACGCCGACGCUUGACUCUGUCAUAAGCACAGAGCCAACAACUUAUAGCGCACGCUCCUCGAUGAGCCACCUUCCCCUUGUCCAGCCAAACCAGCGUACCAGUACUCCUGACAGUACGCGUCAUAGCCCGACUCCGCAUACAAGCCCUCCGAAUACCAGUCCACCAACACCCCUCAGUCCGAGCCCUAGCAUGAAGUCGACACGCAGCACGCGCGGCAGCAGCGGCUCGCGACCGUCUCUCACCUCGCAAACGGGCACCUCCCGCGACUCGCAUUCGGGCGCGCCGCACCGCGACUCGUACUCGAUCUCGCGCACCUCCGGAUCGAGCGCGACGGACCGGCCGAGCGUGCCCGCGGGGGACCUGCGCACGGACGACAGCACGUCGCUCGGGGACGCACAGUUCUUCCCCAUGGAGACGAUCCUGUCGCUGCCCGAGCACAGCCUGAACAUGCAGCUCUUCCGCGCGCUCGGGUUCGUGCUGAGCGUGAAGGAGGCGAUGUGGGAGGAGCUCAUCGUGCGCGUGGGGAGGCCGGACGAGGCGAGGAGGCUGAGGGACGAGUGCGGCUGGGAGGAGGCAGACUUUGCGGAGAGCGGGCUGAGGGAGAAGUUCGAGGGGUGGCUGGAGAGGUACCGGAGUGAUGUUCGUGCGCGCGUAUCGCUCUGGUAUAGCAUGGUCCUGAACGGGUGGCAUUAUCCCCGUAGGGACCCCAUCACGCGAGCAGAGAUGCUCGAGGAAGAGCGACUGCGGCAAGACAUCCUGGACGCGCGGAGACACGCGAGGGGGGAAGACUUGAUGGGGUUCAGCCGGUCAAUUAGGGUCAUGGUAGGGACGAAGGUACGGCUAGACAGUGAGUCAUAGGGGGCAUGCCGGACUUGUGAUUGGUGGUUUGACAGGAUUCCAUGAUACCACUUAUGUCUUUGGAGAGGACAGCUUCAGGGACGAUUUGUAGCCUACUGUGUAGUUGUUACGACUAUGAAGAGUGUAUUCGCACG
Messenger RNA from Rhodofomes roseus, 2618 nucleotides. RefSeq lists its product as uncharacterized. Gene Ontology annotation, molecular function: methyltransferase activity. Bases 499 to 2484 code for a protein of 661 amino acids. NCBI's taxonomy places the organism in Eukaryota, Fungi, Basidiomycota, Agaricomycetes, Polyporales, Fomitopsidaceae. The transcript has 10 exons. The record is from RefSeq and is a predicted model, not a curated record.